CAUUAGCAUUCUUAGCUAGAUGGGCGUGUCUGCUAUCUGCUUGCCAUGCAAUUUACUGGUCCGAUAUAGCUAGCUGUGGACAUAGACCGGAGACAGUUCUGUUAUCUAAGGAUCAGAUAUUAAAUUACAAGUGCACUGAGAUUCUACUGUAGCUGCAAUAUGGAGGAGGCCACAUCCACAAUACCAUACGACAACCUGCUCAAGAUCCUGCUUAUCGGGGACAUUGGCUCUGAGAAGCGACGACUGCUCCAGACCUAUAUGGGAGAGGAGGAGUUCUCUGACACCACUACACUCGGGCUGGACUAUAAACUUAAGGAUGUUAUGUACGGCACAAAAAGAGUAAAGCUACAGCUAUGGGACACAGCUGGUCAGGAGAGGUUCCGCUCAGUAACCGCCUCCUACUAUCGCGGCGCUCACGGAGCCCUACUAGUGUUCACACUGACCAAGGAGACGUCGUUUGUGGGCCUCAACUACUGGCUAGAUGAAAUUGAGAAUAAUGCUCCAGUCAAGUUCCAAGUUAUCCUGGUAGCCACAGGUUAUGACGAUGAGAGUCUGCAGGUCCGACUGGACAUUGCAGAACAGUUUGCUCAAGAGAAGAAUCUCAAACUGGUAAAGUGUAUAGUCACAGAUCCGGCCAGUGUGGAGAGUACCUUCAGUGUUAUUAUUGAGACGAUAAUGAGCUCCUGGGAGGGCUCACAGUCAGUGUCAGAAAGUAUCAGAGUGGACUCUACUCCAACUGAAAGAGACGACAAAUGUUGCUAGAAUGUUGUUGCUGGAAUGUUUAUAUAAUUUUGUUUUUGUUUCAGUUUCUGUGCACAAAUGUAUUCUAGUGUGUGUUUUAUCUCAAUUUGUAUAUCUGCACAAAAAUUGUUAUUGUCUGCUGUCA
This is a messenger RNA of Halichondria panicea, 886 nucleotides long. RefSeq lists its product as uncharacterized. The coding region runs from base 160 to 762 and encodes 200 amino acids. Gene Ontology annotation, molecular function: GTP binding; GTPase activity. The transcript has 7 exons. Lineage: Eukaryota; Metazoa; Porifera; Demospongiae; Suberitida; Halichondriidae. The record is from RefSeq and is a predicted model, not a curated record.